UAAACUUUUACUUUAGUGUAUACUCUGACACCUUUUCUGUUAAAAAAGAAGGAGAUUUUACCAUGAAAAGGUUACUGCAAUCAAAGUAUUCAACUGUUCUGAACAAUUUGACAAGAAGAAAUAUUCAUUAUGUUCAGGGACAAUCACCAGAGCCUAAAAUAAGAGAAUAUUUUUACUUUAUUGAUCAUCAGGGUCAGCUAUUUUUAGAUGAUGCCAAAAUGAAAAACUUCACAUCAUGUUUUAAGGAGAAGGCAUUUUUGAAGUUCUUCUUCACAAGAAUAAAGAAGAAUGAAAGUGGGAGAUAUGAACAAGAGUUUCCUUAUAUUUCACCUUGUGGUAGAGAAAGAAAUUUUAUUCACUGUGAUGAUAGACCUAUAGUUUAUACUCAUAUACUUCCAAAAUUUAUAGAUAACAAAGACUAUUUAUCAUAUGGUGGUGCUGGAGACCUAUUAACCGUCUUGUUUGAACCUGAAAAAGUCUGUAUGUUACCCCAGUCAGGUCGUGUGUAUCAUCCUGCUAGUUUAAAAUACGGAGGUGUUGGACUUAUCAAAUCUAGUUUGGCAAUAGAAUUCAGUAAACAUUUCGAAUUUGAAAAUGGUGAAGAAAAUCCACCAACCCAAUUUACCUGGAAUAAUGAAAGACUGAAAUUAACUAAUGAAAUUUUACCAUUACUUCAUGAAAAUUCUAUUGAAGAGUGAUAAUUUUGAGUUAUGUUUACUUGCACUAUUUUGGGUCAUGUAGGAUACUGUCUUAUUAAAUAUAAAUUUGUCUUGACUCUUGAUCACUUAGUGAUGUGGAAAUAAGUGACCUUAUAG
Messenger RNA from Lottia gigantea (owl limpet), 815 nucleotides. RefSeq lists its product as hypothetical. The record is from RefSeq and is a predicted model, not a curated record. Bases 63 to 698 code for a protein of 211 amino acids. The transcript has 3 exons. NCBI's taxonomy places the organism in Eukaryota, Metazoa, Mollusca, Gastropoda, Lottiidae.